UUCCCACCCUCCAGCCGGCAGAUGAUCCGAUGCUUCCAUGUGUUUCAGGGCGACGAGCGUGCAGAGACGGCGUCGUCCAUCAGCCGCAGAGAGCAGCCUGCAGCCAUCAGGUCCAGCCUACGGCUCGGGGAGGUCACUCCCAUGGAGGAGGAGCUGAGCGCCGCACGGAAAGAGGAGCAGAGGAGACGGUGGCUGGAGGAGCUGGACCGCCAGAGGGAAGAGGAGGCUGAACGCCGGAAACGAGAGAAGCUGCUGAGGAGACAGACAGAGGACCACGAGCGCUGGACUGCACACUUUGACUCGCUCCAACGCAGGGCUCCGAUCCAGCCUGCGGCUCCAUCGGCGCCGCCGGCCGUUCGGCUCAGCGGCUCCGAGCGGGAAGACUGGGAUCCCUCCUCCAGUCUGUCUCUGGUCUGGGAGGCCACCAGCAGCUGCGGAGCGGAGAGCAUCAUCGGAGCCAGCGUGGAUUCCACCAGAGGAUGUCCUACCAGGUCCAGCUACCUGAGGACCAUGACGUCUCUCCUGGAUCCUGCACAGAUAGAGGAGAGGGAGAGGAGGAGGCUGAAACAGCUGGAGCAGCAGAGGGCCAUCGAGGCCCAGAUGGAGGAACGCAAAAAGCAGCGGGAGCAGGAGGAGGCCAGAAGGAGACGGCAGGAAGAGGAGGAGGAGAAGAGGGUUACCCUGGAGAGGGAGAAGCUGCAGAAGCAGUAUGAGCUGGAGAUGCUGAAGAAGAAGGAGAAGGACAAACCGCCGCUGACAGAAGAGCACCAGCAUCCUCUUCCUCAGCCGUUUGUUCAGCCUCACAGGUCUGACUGUCUCCCUCAGACCGACGGCAUCCCUCACAGCAAGGAGCCAGAGGAGAACCUCGCUGGCGGCGGACCGGAGGAGACGGGAUCCGAAUCCACAGGUGAGAGAGAAACGGCGCCCAUUGCCGCUGUUCUUUUUGCACAAAAAAAUUGA
This is a messenger RNA of Cyprinodon variegatus (sheepshead minnow), 960 nucleotides long. Its product is annotated as coiled-coil domain-containing protein 66-like. Gene Ontology annotation, cellular component: cilium; microtubule. Lineage: Eukaryota; Metazoa; Chordata; Actinopteri; Cyprinodontiformes; Cyprinodontidae. Gene Ontology annotation, biological process: cilium assembly. Gene Ontology annotation, molecular function: microtubule binding. The record is from RefSeq and is a predicted model, not a curated record. The transcript has 7 exons. The coding region runs from base 22 to 960 and encodes 312 amino acids.